This is a messenger RNA of Mya arenaria, 2965 nucleotides long. Its product is annotated as receptor expression-enhancing protein 5-like. The record is from RefSeq and is a predicted model, not a curated record. The transcript has 5 exons. NCBI's taxonomy places the organism in Eukaryota, Metazoa, Mollusca, Bivalvia, Myida, Myidae. Bases 36 to 638 code for a protein of 200 amino acids.
GCACGUUAGUCACGCUUCACACAUCUUUCAGCAAAAUGGCGAACGCAAUGCAGCAAAAUGUUAAAACCUGGAAAGAAAGCAUCGAUGCUAAAUUGCACGAGAAAAAUGUCUUCACCGAUCUCCUCGAAAAGGUCGAGUCGAAAACUGGUGUUCGCCGACUUUACAUAGCUUUGGGACUUGUUGCAUUAGCUGGCUUAUAUUUGAUGGUUGGAUAUGGAGCCCAAUUCCUGUGCAAUUUUAUCGGAUUUCUGUAUCCCGCAUAUGCCUCGGUGAAGGCCAUUGAGAGCCCCAACAAGGAAGAUGACACGCAGUGGCUCAUGUACUGGGCUGUGUAUAGCUUUUUCUCCCUGCUUGAGUUCUUCACGGAUAUUUUCCUCUUCUGGAUCCCCUUCUACUGGCUGUUGAAGUGUAUGUUCCUGGUGUGGUGCAUGUGCUCUGCGUCCUGGAACGGCUCAGACAUGAUCUACACGCGCCUUAUCCGUCCCUUCGUCCUUAAGCACCAGAAGAAGAUUGAUGAGACUCUGGAUAAGGCUGCAGAUAAAUUCAAGGAUGUAAAAGACAUUGUAUCGGAUGAGGCUGGUGAGGCUGUUGCUGAUAUGGCCCGCCGACGAGUUACUGAAGCCUCGAAGAUGGACUAGAUCACAUCUAAACGGACAUUCUGCGAUUAGUUAUUUACCCAAUUUGUAUAAAUCCACAAAAUAAUAUAUUACUCUUUUGUAUUGUUCACUUUAGAUCUUAUUUGAAAUGGUUUAAAACACAACAAGUCUUCACUCUAUAUUAAUGUUUGUACUGUGGAUAUUAACAUUGAGAUUCUUAAGCCAAAGACUCUCACAUUAGCUAAAGGUUUCAGCAUAUUUUCCUCUCAUAAUUAUUAUUGAUUUGCUCAAAGUACUGUAACGUUUUUUCUUGUGUUUAUGACACACAUUUUUUCCUUGUGCAUAGUGAUGAAUAUUGCACGUGCACUUGGCUAGUAAUAAAAGUCAUACAUCUGUUACUAAUCUCAAUCUUAUUCCAACUUUCUGACCAAAUGUAUAUAUUUUUGAAUGCUUUAUAAUUUUGCAAUAAUUUUUUCGCUGAAUUUAAGAUUAUGAAAAAGGAUAUGUAUACAAAGUGUUGCAUGUCAUUGUGGUGUUUAUUAUACUUUGUGAAAUAUGAUUUUUUUCAAAUUUAAGCGAACUGCAAUAUUAUGUGCUUUACUUUGCUAUUGAAGAAUAGAAACAUUGUAAAUAGCAGAUGUUGUGCUUUAUUAUACAAUUGUAAGACUAAUUUAUUUAAUUGUGCAUUAUGAUUUUUUUUCCAAAUUUAGUUAUUUAUUUAUACUAAAAACCUGAUGUAUGUACAUCUUUGAGAUUUGGUUUUGAACAGGGUGUUUGUAUUUAAACCUAAAAUGUGUACCUUUCAGACAGUUUUAAAUCUUUCACUUGUAUAAUAUUUUGCUGCAGUAAAAAUUAUACAACCUGUACUGGAAUGGUAUUCGUAAAUGUUUUCAUUAGUGUAAUCAGUUAAAAUUCAAUUAAAACCAAAGUCAUGAUAAGUGUGUUUUUUUCAUUUCCAAACAAGACAAAAAAGAUACAUGUUUAGCAUAUAUCAAUGUAUGAAAAAAAUUAGAACAAGAAUGUAUAUACUUCGUGUCAGAUUAUUAAUAGUUAAUUAAUUAAAAUUCAAAAAGAUAAACACCUCGGGAUGUUUAUGAAUACUGGCCCAGUAGUUCAUGUAUGGAUUUACUGUAUAACAGUGCUGAUUGUUAUUCCUGCUGCAUGAUACGGGAAAUAUGCAAUUGUUGGAUAAGAUCUGACCUUUCAUUGAGUGGAUUAGAGUCUCACAGUAGAGUACCACUAGUAUAAGAGCGUUAUAAUUGACCAGUUACUGUUGCCUUAUCUUGCUUUUUUACUAUUUGCUACUUUGUAACAUUGGAAUCAUAUUUCAACAUCACAUCGCUCUGAUCUUUGCUGAGGAAGGAGUCAUGUCUCGGAGCUAUGAACCUAAAUGGCCAAGUCUUGUGCCAAAAAUAUUUUUUUGUCUGAAUACUUUGAAUUUAUACUUUCUCCUAUUGUUUUGAAUGGGCCAACUAGUUGGUGCACCUUUCAUCUGUCACUCUUGUUGUAGUUCUCAUGUGUUUCCGUACAGACGGUGUUGCCAUUUUAGAGAUUAAUACCAGUCUUACUGUCAUUCCCGUGUACUUUCUGUACAGACAAUGUUCCCAUCAUAGAGAUAAACAGCAGGCUACCUCUUCAGUCUUGAAGGAACAAAAAAAAAGAAAAUUCACAAUCUUAUGGCCAUUGACAUGAAUUAUAAACAUGAUUUGUUUGACAGCUUUAUAACUAUACAAGGUAGUGAUAUUUAACUUGAAACAAAUGCAAGUUUAAAAAUGAGUUUGAGCAGUUUUUCCCUUCAAAAUCGUAAUCAACUUGACCUGUUGAAUUAAAGAAAAUAAGAUGGUCAGGUUAAGUGUCUAAUAUUUCGUCUAGCAUUCUUAUCUGUGUAUUUCUUACAUAUCAUUUGAACUGUUGGAAGACGAUGUCCUUUUGUAAUGAAAUGUGUAUUUCUAUAAAUUACUUUUCCAUAUUAUAUAUUGGUCUUGUUUGGGAAAAGGGUACUGCAUGUUAUUAGAUUUUUACAAGAUAAACUUAUUUCUAUUGAUUAUAACUUGUAUUGUUACCUAGGCAACCUUAAUGAUUGAUGAGAAUUGUGAUCUCUGUUCAACUAAAAAUAAAACCUGAGAUGAUUGUAUUCAAGUUCUUUGUUGCUGUAAAAUGUACUCUUACAUUGCAGUGUAAGACUUGUUUACAAAAUGCUCCACAUACACUACAUUGUUUGCAUGUACUUUUAUUAAUGAUUUACUGAGAUCAUUUUUCUGAUUGUUGUUAUUUUUGACAUAAAAUGUUGUUCCUGCAGAUUUCAUGUGUGUGCACUAAUUAGUAUCCUUGUUAUAGUAAAUGUCCAGUAAUAAAUUUCCUCAAUAUAA